AAAAAAAACAACCCCCCCAAAAAGGACCCCCCCCCCCCAAGCGGGAGGCUCUGCCACCCAACCCUCGGGGUUGCCAGCGGGCAGUGCCCAUGGAGGGAGGAGAGAGACCGCCGCCCCCGGCCCGGGCAUUGGCUGGGCUGGACCACCCCCCUGCCUACCGGUGCCCACCCCAGAGGGGCAUGAAGCGCGACGAAGGCAAGGAGACUUACAAACUCCCCCACAGAUUGAUAGAAAAGAAAAGACGAGACAGAAUUAACGAGUGCAUUGCUCAGCUCAAAGAUUUACUGCCCGAACAUCUAAAACUGACGACGUUGGGACAUCUGGAAAAGGCAGUGGUUUUGGAAUUAACUUUGAAACACCUAAAAGCUUUAACGGCCCUAACGGAGCAGCAGCAUCAGAAGAUCAUUGCUUUACAGAAUGACGCCGCUCCGGACGGGGACCAGCGGUUCCGCGGGCACCGAGGGCACCGCGGGCGUCCCGCCCCGCCCCCCAACUGCGUGCCCGUCAUCCGGCGACCCCGGGCAUCGCCCGACACCGACACCGACAGCGGCUACGGGGGGGACCCCCACCCCAUCCCCCACCCCACCCCCAAGCCCCCCGUGAAGCGGGAGCCCCCCGGGGACGCCCCCGCCCCCAAGAGGUCCCGGCUGCAGGUGGGGACCCCCGGGUCGCCCCCGGGGCUGCCCCCCGGGUCGCCCCCGGGGCUGCCCCCCGGGUCGCCCCCCGGGUUGCCCCCCGGGCUGCUGGGCUCCCUGCUGGCCUUGGGCGGACCCCCGCCCGCGCCCUUCUGCCUGCCCUUCUACUUCUUCUCGCCCUCCGCCGCCUACGUGCAGCCCCUGCUCGACAAAGCCGGCCUCGACAGGUACCUGUUCCCGGCCGGGGGUCUCGGGGGUCCCGGGGGUCCCGGGGGUCCCGGGGGUCCCGGCCCGCUGCCGCUGCUCUACCCAGGACUGGCCGCCGCCGCCGCCGCCGCCGCCGCCGCCGCCGCCGCCACCGCAGCCUUCCCCUGCCUCUCCUCCGUCCUGGCGCCCCCGCCGGACGGGGACGGAACUGCAACCGCCACCCCAACCGCAGCCGCCUUCCCCGGGCUGGCGGCCUCUCCGGACGGGGGAGGAACCGCCACCGCAGCCGCUUUCCCCCGUCUCGCCCCCGGGCUGGCGCCCUCUCCGGACAGGGGCGGAACUGCCCCCGCUCCCGCCGCCCCCUUCCGCAGCGUCUCCUCCGUCCUGGCGCCCCCGCCGGACGGGGACGGAACUGCAACCGCCACCCCAACCGCCGCCGCCUUCCCCGGCCUCGCCUCCGUGCUGGCGCCCUCUGCGGACAGGGCGGGGACUACAACCGCCCCCGCCGCCCCUUUCGCCCGCCUCGCCUCCGUGCUGGCGCCCUCUCCGGACAGGGCGGGGACUACAACCGCCCCCGCCGCCCCUUUCCCCGACCUCGCCUCCAGGCUGGCGCCCUCUGCGGACAGGGCGGGGACUACAACCGCCCCCGCCGCCCCUUUCCCCGGCCUCGCCUCCGUGCUGGCGCCCUCUGCGGACAGGGCGGGAAUUGCUGCAGCCGCCACCGCCGCUUUCCCCAGCCUCUCCUCGAUCCUCGCGCCCUCUCCGGACAGGGACGGAACCGCAGCCGCCGCCACCGCGGCCUUCCCCAGCCUCGCCUCCGUGCUAGCGACCUCUCCGGGCAGGGCGGGAACCGCCACCGCAGCCUUCCCCAACCUCGCCUCCGUACUGGCGCCCUCUCCGGACAGGGCGGGAACUGCAGCCGCCGCCUUCCCCAGCCUCUCCUCCGUACUAGCGCCCUCUGCGGACAGGGCCGGAUCUGCAGCCGUCGCCGUCUUCCCCUGCCGCGCCUCCGUGCUGGCGCCCCCUCCGGACAGGGCGGGAACUGCUGCAGCCGCCGCCUUCCCCAGCCUCUCCGUCGUGCUGGCGCCCCCUCCGGACAGAGCGGGUACUGCAGCCUCGGCCUCCCCGACCUCCUCCUCCUCCUCCUUCUCCUCCUCCUCCUUCUCUUCCUCCUCUUCUUCUUCCUCCUCCUCCUCCUCCUCCUCCUCCUCCUCCUCCCCGACCCCGCAUCUGUCCUUCCCCGCCUCCACCCUGCGGGAGCUCGGGGCGACCCCGGAGCCGGAGCGCCCCCUUGUGGAGGACCUGCGGGCCCGCCCCGCCCGCCGGCACACCCCCUGAGCACCCCUGCCCAUCCCCUGGCAAGGAGGGACAGCUCCUGGCAGAUAUGCAUCCUCGCAGAAACGUGUCACAGCUGCACGGCAGGUAGUAGGGAUGGAUGCAUUUUUUCUUUUCUUUUUCCUUUUUCAGCAUCUGGUUGGUGGGCGACCCCUUGUGUCACUCCCACUCUGCCGUAGAAGGCCCUCGGCGGGGUGUAUGUGUGCUUUCUUUGUCUCUCUGGACAGAGAGACCUAUAUUUUGUACGUAUUUUUUUCAAGGCUCUAAAUGGAAGACAAAACAUAUUCAUUCAAUCGUGUUUAUUGAGCGUUUACUAUGUGCAGAGCACUGUACUAAGGGCUUGGGAUGUACAAUUCGGCAACAUACGGCUCGCUCUCUAUCCAUCUAGAGAGGCGAUCUCUGUCCAACCUAGAUAGAUCAGUGGUCCCGUUGUUGGGUAGGGAUCGCCUCUGUCGCUGAAUUAUACUUAACAAGCGUUUAGUACAGUGCUCCGCACACAGAAAGCGUUCAGUGAAUACGAUCGAAUGAAUGAAUGGAUGGACGGAGCUGUCUCUCUGUCCGUGUACGUGCGUAGGAGUGCACUGUCUUCCAAGGAUUUAGAACCUUUUUUAAAGAUGCUCCACUGGCGAUGAUCGCCAGGGGAGUCUGUCUUAAGCUGUUGAACUUUCUUGGCGAGAAAGGUGGGAUUCAUCUCUGCCCAGGGAGGGGUGGGGGCCGCGGAGGACCAGAGGACCCAGGGAUGCUGAGAAUCCAGACUCCCCCCCCAAGCACCAGCUCCCGGCCUACAAUUCCCACCAAUUGAGGAUGUGGAUCUUUGAAGACGAAAGUUGCCACUCGGGAUUUUUCUAAUGCUCCGCUUCAUCCGUCGCGGAAAUCUGCGAAAGACAGGGGCGAGGAUGCAGUUGGGCCGGAGAUUUAAUGUUUUGCACCUUAUUUGUGUGUGUGUGUGUGUGUGUGUGUGUGUGUCAGGGGGAGGAGGAAUGGUUGUGCUGUAUGGUCUCAAAGUCCUACUUUAGGAAUUUGCACCCGGGUGAAGAGAACCUGGAUCGGUCCACUCUCAGGACGGAGGUGGGGCAAGAGGAGGCCGUGGACAGCAAAAAGCGCCCUUAAGUACAUUUGCUAGCACUUUAUUGAGAAGUGGACCGAUGAAAUCAAAUGAAAUCAAUUGAUUCAAUGCCAUUUCCCCGAUAUAAAGAUAUUUAUCUUUCCAUCUAUCUAGAUAUAUAGCUAGAGUGAUAUCUGUAGAUAUCUCUAGCUAUAUAUCAACAGAUAUCUCUAUAGAUAUUUCCCUGUAGAUAUAAAUACCCAUCUAUAGGUAUAGAUUUCUAUGGAUAUCUAUAGAUAGGUAUAGAGAUCUAUAGAUGUAGCUAUAUCUAUAGAUAGGUAUAGAGAUCGGUAGCUAUAGCUGCACCUAUAGAUGUGCAUAGGGAUAUCGAUAUCUUUAAGUACAUAUGGAUAUCUAUAGAUGUACGUAUCUAGACAUCUGUAGAUAUGGAUAUGUAUCUAGUGCAUUUCGUCGCACGCUGCCAUCAUUUAAGUCACGGUGUUCCCGAGUUUUUGUUUCCUUGCUGUAAGAAAACCCAAACUGAACGUUUGCGCACUGAUCCAAGGAAAAGAAUAGGACAAGACAAAAAAAAAAAAAGAAAGAACAAACUGCAAACGGAUUAAUCCUCUGUUCUCCUUCGCAUUACCUGGGAAGAAGGCAGGCAGAUGAGGCUGGUCAGGUGUGGAGUGUGGGGGAAAACGGCCUGGGAGCCCUUCUAACCCCCAACUAUCAUAGUUUCCCUUUUCCGGAGGCCACGCCGGAUCAUCACAGAGAAAGCUUUUUAAAUAAGGCUUAAACCGAGACCUUGCCCGGGUAUUUUUAGUGUGUUGCCAAGGUAGCACAGUGAGAAAUCUCGACUCGAAUGUUAUGUAAGAGGUGAGACACAACAGUCUGACUAGGAGAGGAGAAAUAUCUGGAGCUGUUUGUCAGUUUUGGUGCAUUUUGCUGCUGCUGUGGCUGCUGCUGUCGCUACUGUUUGCCUCAAACGCUGUGUUUAAACAACGUUAAAAAAAAAUCUUACUAGCCUGCGGAGCGGCUCUAUGUAAAUAGUUGUUAAUACAUCCAAUUAAUGCUGUCUGACAUGCUAUUUUUGUAGGGAGAAAACCGUGUUACUGAUAUUUUGAGUUGAAAAAAAUCUCUCUGGGGGAGGAUCUGCCGAAAAAGUUGCACUUUGGUUACAACGCUUAUGCUUGGUACCAGCUUAUGCUGUCUUAAAUUAUUUUAAAAAAAUAAAUACUCUCUGCAAGAAACCAGCUGUUCUAGGAUGCGACGGUUUAGUAGGCGAUAUACUAGACAUCGAUCUUUAUAUUCCAGUAUUUUCCAGCACUCCAUAAAUUCUAUUCUCUAAAUAUUUCCACACUAUUUUGUGAUUUAAAAAUUCUUACUAAGGAAUAAAAGCUUUAAUUAUACGGUC
Ornithorhynchus anatinus (platypus) is the source of this 4636-nucleotide messenger RNA. RefSeq names its product basic helix-loop-helix family member e41 (gene BHLHE41). Gene Ontology annotation, biological process: regulation of transcription by RNA polymerase II; anterior/posterior pattern specification; regulation of neurogenesis. Gene Ontology annotation, cellular component: nucleus. Gene Ontology annotation, molecular function: RNA polymerase II cis-regulatory region sequence-specific DNA binding; DNA-binding transcription factor activity, RNA polymerase II-specific; protein dimerization activity. NCBI's taxonomy places the organism in Eukaryota, Metazoa, Chordata, Mammalia, Monotremata, Ornithorhynchidae. The transcript has 5 exons. Bases 90 to 2180 code for a protein of 696 amino acids. The record is from RefSeq and is a predicted model, not a curated record.